GUUGUUGAGGAUGGAUACGAAUUUUUCGCAAAGCGCCAGUUGGUUACGCUAUUCUCUGCCCCUAACUAUUGCGGAGAAUUUGAUAAUGCCGGAGCUAUGAUGUCCGUUGAUGACACCCUUUUGUGCUCCUUCCAGAUUCUGAAGCCAGCUGAAAAAAAGAAGUAUUGCGUUGGAAUUGGCACAGGAAGUCGGCCAGUUACCCCUCCACGGAACACAAAAGCCAAAGGAAAGAUGUAA
Molecule: messenger RNA, 237 nt
Organism: Protopolystoma xenopodis
Lineage: Eukaryota; Metazoa; Platyhelminthes; Monogenea; Polystomatidea; Polystomatidae
Source: the annotation of a GenBank genome assembly